CGGAAACGUGGCCUCACCCACGCUGCUUCACCGCUCCUGAACGCCACACGACAAUGAGAAAGGAUUUAACAAGUCGGCGUGUUGUUUCCAUGUGAAAAAACAACACAGUUGCAGCACCAUGAGACUGACGUGUUUCUGCGGCGCCUUGCUGCUCCUCGUCGUCCUUCCUGCUGGUUGCCAGGGAGGCAACAUCUUGGUCUUUCCUAUCGAGGGCAGCCACUGGGUGAACAUGGACAUCCUCAUCCGAGAGCUGCACUCCCGGGGGCACAAUGUGACCAUUGUGCGUCCCCUUAAGACAUGGUACAUCAAAGACAACACCUCCUAUUACCACACUGUCACCGUCCCAGUGGAAAAGACCUUGGACAAAGAGUUUAUCACUAGUAUGAUUGUUGAGGUAAUGGAGUAUGAGAGGGGGUCCUUACCCCUGACGAAUUUUCUACACUUAACCAUUGGCAUGUUCGGAAUUUUCCUUGAAGCUCACAAUUCUGUGGGUGAAUUUACCACAGCGAUGCUGGAUGACAACGACCUGAUGAGGAGAUUAAAAGACAGCAAGUUUGACCUAGUGCUCACUGACCCCUGCUGGGGUGGAGGUGUCAUUGUAGCCAAAUAUUUGAACCUUCCUCUCGUGUACAACGUUCGCUGGCUAAUCGCUACUGAAGGUCAUUUCCCCAUUGCUCCUUCGCCGCUAUCUUACAUUCCUAUUACGGGAACGGGGAACACAAACAAGAUGAGCUUUUUUCAAAGAGUCAAAAAUGUGAUUGUGUUUUGGAUUGGCUACACACAACAUAACUUGGUGAUUAAGUAUAUUUACCAGAAAAUAUGUGACAAAUAUCUGGGGCCGGAUAACGAUAUGCACCAUUUACUGCAGUCUGCAGACCUUUGGCUCAUGAGAGUGGACUUCGUGUUUGAGUUUCCUCGCCCCACCAUGCCCAACGCCAUUUACAUAGGAGGAUUCCAGUGUCAACCUGCCAAGCCUCUACCAGACCACCUGGAGGAGUUCAUGCAAAGUUCUGGAGAACAUGGAGUGAUCCUCAUGUCUCUUGGGACUUUUGUGAGCGAACUUCCUGUUGACUUAACCGAAGAGAUAGCGACAGCAUUUGCUAAGCUACCUCAGAAGGUCAUCUGGAGAUAUAAAGGUGCCAAACCUUCAACUCUUAGCAACAACACUCUCCUGGUGGACUGGAUGCCACAGAACGACCUCCUUGGACAUCCUAAGAUGAAACUCUUUGUGGCUCACGGCGGGACAAACGGUGUCCAGGAAGCUAUGUAUCACGCAGUGCCCGUUGUGGGAAUACCUUUGUUCUUCGACCAGUAUGACAACUUGCUGCGUCUCUCAGAAAGAGGAGCAGCUAUCAUACUCCAGUUAACCUUAGUGGACAAAGACAACAACUUCCUUGAGGCCAUGCAGGAAGUUCUUACAAAUUCGUCUUACAGGACGAACAUGCAGAGACUCUCCAGGCUGCACAGAGAUCAGCCCAUUGCACCGCUCGACAACGCCAUGUUCUGGAUCGAGUUUGUCAUGAGACACAAAGGUGCAGCUCACCUAAGGACCGAAUCCUACAAGAUGCCUUGGUACACCUACUACUCUGUGGACGUGUAUCUGUUCGUAGCUGGAGUGUUCUUAGCAGUAUUGAUCAUGUUUUGGAUCACAAUCAAGUGUUUAUAUUCUGUUUUGUGUCGAAAGAAAGUCAAACGCGAGUAGUCAGUCCGUACAGUCUGUGUUUAAAACGUUCACACACACUUGAAAGUCUACAAAUCAGUUGUAUUCUCAAAGCCAUGACAAAAAAUGACAUGUUCUGGAGCCAUAAUGUCCAGAUGACUAAAAUAUUUAUAUAUUAUUUUGCUCCUGAACACAAUUCUGGCGGUUAUUUCCCAUAAUGUCAAUUAGUUUUUGUGUAAUCUGUAGGUAACUACCGUAUUUUUCGGGUUAUAAAUCGCGCCGGAGUAUACGUCGCACCGGCCGAAAAUGCAUAAUAAAGAAGGAAAAAAACAUAUACGUCGCACUGGAGUAACGGUCGCAUUUGAUAAAAUUCAACACCAACAAUAGACAUUUGAAAUGCAAUUUAAAAUAAAUAAAGAAUAGUGAAUAACAGGCUGAAUAAGUGUACGUUAUAUGACGCAUAAACUGAGAAGGUGCCUGGUAUGUUAACGUAACAUAUUAUGGUAAGAGUUAUUCAAAUAACUAUAACAUAUAGAACAUGCUAUACGUUUACCAAGCAAUCUGUCACUCCUAAUCGAUAAAUCCGAUGAAAUAUUCUUCUUCGAUGUCGCUUCUAAACAACUCUGCCAACUCCAAAGGUAUGCGCCGCUUCCUAUUGUCGUUUUCUGCUGCAUAUUUCACUACGUCCAGCUUGUAAUCUGCCGUACAUGAUUUCCUUUUCGGUGCCAUUUUUGUUCAGCCCUUCUCAGUUUUUAUAAGUUACCGCCAACGAUGAAAUGAUCCACUUUAAUAGCUAUGGCAGUAGCAUAUAGCAUAUAGCAGUUAGUGAAGUGAAGUGAAUUAUAUUUGUAUAGCGCUUUUCACGAGUGACUCAAAGCGCUUUACAUAGUGAAACCCAAUAUGUAAGUUACAUUUAAACCAGUGUGGGUGGCACUGGGAGCAGGUGGGUAAAGUGUCUUGCCCAAGGACACAACGGCAGUGACUAGGAUGGCGGAAGUGGGAAUCGAACCUGCAACCCUCAAGUUGCUGGCACGACCACUCUACCAACCGAGCUAUGCUAUAUGCUACUGCCGUAGUUAGCAUUCCAUGACCCACAAUGCACUUCUGCCAUGACCCUCCCCUGCUGAAUUCUUAUUGGUUGACGUGUGUUUGACGAUUGCUGACAUUUUCUUUGUCUCUUCCGCGAAUGAGAUAAAUAAUAUUAUUUGAUAUUUGGUAUUGUGUUAAUAAUUUCACACAUAAGUAGCUCUUGAGUAUAUGUCGCACCACCGGCCGGCCAAACUAUGAAAAAAACUGUUGACUUAUAGUCCGAAAAAUACGGUAACUGCACUUUGAAUACUCAUCUACAAAAUUGGAACACAUUUGCCCGCAUAGACAGUGUGGAUAAAGUCAUGUAACGGCGUGGAGAGUUGGGAGAGUGGCUGUGCCAGCAACUUGAGGUUCCUGGUUCAAUCCCCACCUUCUACCAUUCUAGUCACAUCUGUUGUGUCCUUGGGCAAGACACUUCACCCUUGCUCCUGAUGGGUUCUGGUUAGCACCUUGCAUGGCAGCUCCCGCCAUCAGUGUGUGAAUGGUGGAAUGUGGAAAUAGUGUCAAAGCGCUUUGAGUUCCUUAAAAAUGUAGAAAAGCGCUAUACAAGUACAACCCAUUUUACUAUUUUUAUGUAAAAUUAUAAUUUUGAUCACUUGAUUGCCUGUUUUGUGACCCGGUCCAUGAUUACUUCAAACCUGAUACAGUUAACAUUAUGAGUAAAAAAAAUAAACAAAAGAAUCCCCACUUCCAGACUUUGUUGCUCUUCCAUAGACACCAUAGCCUAUGUUUCCUUGUGCUCUAUCAGCAAUUUCUUCGAGCAUCUUGAGGAAAACAUCAGUAGAAGAGUACUCAAAAAAUGGAAUACUUGCGGCUCACCUUUUUAUCUCAAUUUGAGAGCUGAGUCUGCUCUUUUGUUUUUUUUCUCAAGGUUUGGACUCAGUCUUUCUUCCCUCAAGGGUGUUAUUGAGUUUUUUGAUUGCCAUCGGCUUGAGUCUUUUAAAUCAUAUGCAUUUCAAAUCCGACCAAAACACUUAUUUUCACUUUUUUAUUAUUUUUAAGUCAAAAUCGUCAAAAUGUUUGCUGCAAAUUAAACUCGUCUCGCUUUGUACAUCAAUUGGACUGAAGAGGUCCAUUCUUUCCUCAUAUUCCCAUCAUGCAGGUCGACCCCUUCUUUAGUUGUAUUGCUGCAACAAUGCAUCUGUUAGACAAAUUUGAUAAAUCCUUCAAUUUCUGUGGAAAAAUAACAUGUUUCAGGAUGAAGAUGCUACCAAAACUAUUACUUCACAAUAUGAAAUUGCCCCAGUCUAUGAAGUCAGCAGGCUGAUGCAGGCCUACCCACAUUUUGGAGCUAAAAGUGUGCGUUCUAAAAUGUGCUGAAACUCGUUAACAAGUAUAAAAUCACGACUGUCAAUUUUGGGGGUAAUUUUACUUUCAUUCAUUGUUUUUCUGUCCAGACCUGUGAAAUAAGUGCCAAUGUUGUCAGCAUUACAGAGCCCUUAGAGUUGUUUUCUAAGAUGCAAAAAAUAUAAUAUAAUAUAAUAUAAUAUAAUAUAUUAUAAUAUAACAUAUAUAUAUAUAUAUAUAUAUAUAUAUAUAUAUAUAUAUAUAUAUAAUUUAAAAAUAAGAUUUGAUGAUUAUGAUUUAAAAUUUUGUUUUUAACAAGUUAAAUAAAAGCUUUAUUAUAAAUCUUAUAUUUCCUACCUGCUUGGUUAUCUCUGCCAUUGAUCAUCAUUAUUUUUAAAUUAGCUUCAACACUAUUUAAUAAGCCCCGAAUGUAAAACAACAGGUUUUGUUCAAACUUGUUUUAUACUGGGGUUCCCAAACCUUUUACCUCCAAGAGCCAAAUAAAAAAUAUGCCAAGAGGCUGCAGGCCAAACACUGCAAUUUUAAGCAUAAAACACAAAUAACCUAAAUGUAAAUAAUACAUUUAUUUUAAUUAGUGUAAAUAACAAUGAUAGAUAGUAGGAAUGUAAUGAUAUAUUGAUAGAUCAAUUUAUAUUCGUAAAAUCUCUAAGAAUCGUUCAAUUAUUUACCAUGAAUUGAUUAACGUGGACCCCGACUUAAACAAGUUGAAAAACUUAUUCGGGUGUUACCAUUUAGUGGGCAAUUGUACGGAAUAUGUACUGUACUGUGCAAUCUACUAAUAAAAGUUUCAAUCAAUCAA
Molecule: messenger RNA, 4856 nt
Organism: Nerophis ophidion (straightnose pipefish)
Lineage: Eukaryota; Metazoa; Chordata; Actinopteri; Syngnathiformes; Syngnathidae
Product: UDP-glucuronosyltransferase 2C1-like
Exons: 2
Coding region: 119-1702 (527 amino acids)
Molecular function (GO): UDP-glycosyltransferase activity
Source: RefSeq, a predicted model, not a curated record